Molecule: messenger RNA, 809 nt
Organism: Sorex araneus (European shrew)
Lineage: Eukaryota; Metazoa; Chordata; Mammalia; Eulipotyphla; Soricidae
Gene: SNRPC
Product: small nuclear ribonucleoprotein polypeptide C
Exons: 6
Coding region: 80-559 (159 amino acids)
Biological process (GO): spliceosomal snRNP assembly; mRNA 5'-splice site recognition; mRNA splicing, via spliceosome
Cellular component (GO): nucleus; U1 snRNP
Molecular function (GO): pre-mRNA 5'-splice site binding; zinc ion binding
Source: RefSeq, a predicted model, not a curated record
UCUCCUGCGACGGCGGCGCUUGCUUGGCGCGUCACUUCCGGCGAGCGGGACACGAGCGUUCAACGGCCUGCAGAGCAUCAUGCCUAAGUUUUACUGUGACUACUGUGACACGUACCUCACCCAUGACUCUCCAUCUGUGAGAAAGACUCACUGCAGCGGCAGGAAACACAAAGAGAAUGUGAAAGACUACUAUCAGAAAUGGAUGGAGGAGCAGGCCCAGAGCCUGAUUGACAAGACAACUGCUGCAUUUCAACAAGGCAAGAUUCCUCCGACUCCGUUCUCUGCCCCUCCUCCUGCGGGGGCGAUGAUCCCACCUCCGCCCAGUCUCCCGGGUCCUCCUCGCCCUGGGAUGAUGCCAGCGCCCCAUAUGGGGGGCCCUCCCAUGAUGCCGAUGAUGGGCCCCCCUCCUCCGGGGAUGAUGCCGGUGGGACCUGCUCCUGGAAUGAGGCCGCCGAUGGGAGGCCACAUGCCCAUGAUGCCCGGGCCUCCAAUGAUGAGACCCCCCGCCCGCCCCAUGAUGGUGCCCACUCGGCCUGGAAUGACUCGACCAGACAGAUAAGGAGAGCGGGAGCCGAUCUCUCUCUCUCUCUUUCUCUCUCUCCACUUCUGUCACUUGUUCUUCUUCACCAGGAGAUCGCGGUGCUGUGACUCUGGGUUUUCUCCAGGGGUGUUAGAGGGAGACUUGCCCCCCCUUCCCAUCAGAGAGAGGAUAGUUCUGGAGGGGGCUAGUAAAUGGAACAAAAAAACAGAACUUUUCAUUUGUAUUGUGAAACAUGGAAAUAAAGUUGUCGACUCUUAGUUAAAAGAAA